CACUUGAGACGCUUGAAUAAUUAUAAUACUUUGAUGGCUGUAAUUGGCGGAAUAACGCACAGCAACAUUGCAAGGAUGUCAAAAACUUCUUCUGCGUUAUGCAGCGAUUUGAAAAAGGAGCUUAACUAUCUAACCCAGCUGCUGUCGUCAAAUAAUAAUUUUGCUAAUUAUCGCAAGGCGUUACGCGAAACCUCCGGAGCUUUCUGUAUUCCAAUCAUGGGUGUACAUUUGAAGGAUUUGAUAAGUGUGCAAAUAAAGGAUCACGAUCUGAAACGAUGCGGCCUUGUUUCUUGUCGCAAAAUUUUGAAUUUAGCAGAGCAUUUGUCGCAUUUUAUCAGUUUUAAUCGCACUCCUCAUAACUUUCCUGAUGCCAACAUUGAUCUCAUUCAUACGCUAAAGAGUCAUCAAAUCGCCGACGUGGAUGAAAAAUUCUGCAAAAAAGAGUUGACACCAAUAUUAGCCUGCAGGUUGCUAAAAUUAGCUGCAAAGCCAUGCUGUUAA
Molecule: messenger RNA, 501 nt
Organism: Gongylonema pulchrum
Lineage: Eukaryota; Metazoa; Nematoda; Chromadorea; Rhabditida; Gongylonematidae
Source: the annotation of a GenBank genome assembly